Messenger RNA from Spodoptera littoralis (African cotton leafworm), 2140 nucleotides. NCBI's taxonomy places the organism in Eukaryota, Metazoa, Arthropoda, Insecta, Lepidoptera, Noctuidae. The record is from the annotation of a GenBank genome assembly.
AUGGUGGACGACAGGUAUAAAUAUGAGUACGUCUGCGUGUCGGUUGAUCUGUGUCCCCGUCGUCUACCAUCACUACUUUCCUUCCCUGCAUACGAGAUGAGGUCGUUGUUCUUGUUAGCGGCUUUGUGCUGCCUAGUGUUGUCGGUAUGCGGUAGCCCUAUCGCCCGACCGGAGGAAGAGAAGGAAGUGGGUAGGCAAGCUGCGGCUGCAGCUCCUGCAGCACCCGCGGCAGCCGCUGACGACGAUGACGAUGAUGAUGACGACGACGACGAUGAUGAAGACGUUGACAUCGAUGAUGCAUUAACAGGUGACGAUGAUGACGACGAUGAUGAUGACGACGACGACGAUGAUGAUGAAGAGGCUGAUGACGACGAUGAUGAUGACUACCUCGAGAGGUUCUUCGAUGACAUCUUAGGAGGAGAAGAAGACGAUGAUGAUGACGAGCCUGCUGCCGUCCAGCCCGUGGUAGCGCCCGCCGACACUGUUGCGGCCGCGCCUGCUGCACCUGUCGCUGCUGCAUCCGCUGAGGAUGUCGCCGCCGUCGCUGAAGAGGCUGCUGAGGGAGAAGCAGAGGCUGUUGAAGGAGAAGAGGGAGCUAUCGCACAAAAAGAGCCCGCCAGCGCUGAGGUCGAAGCACCUGCUGAAGCCGCUGCUGAAGUUGCUGAGGCUGAGGCUGAGAAUGAGGAGGAUGAUGAUGAUGACGAUGACGAUAUUGGCAUUGAUGCCGUUGGAGAUGACGACGACGACGACGAUGACGAUGAUGACGAGGCCGAGGAUGACGAUGAUGACGAUGACGACGACAUCACCGACGCGCUCGGCAGGAACAUCUCCGCUAAGAACGCACGUGAGUCCAAAAAGCUGAAGGCGAGCGUCGCGGCGUAUGCGAAAAAGGCCGGAAAAAAAGCCAACCAUCUGGGUAAAGUAAAGAAAACCAAAGCGACAUCCGCCGCGGCAGUCGCCGCUGAACACAAAAAGUUCAGAUAUUUGUCUUUACCGCCAAUAAAUUUAACAGGCGCUCUCAGUGAUGAGACCACAAAGAAGCCGACGACAGUCCCCGCUAUCUACAUCGUCAAGUACAACAGAUUCGUUGACAACAUCUUGGAGAAAAUGAACGACAUUCUGAGGACAUCGUACGACCCCGUCAGUGUCAAGUUGCAGCCAAUCGACGCCAACAAGAAGACCUCCAAGCCAAAGAAGGGUAACAAGACCAAACCAAAAAGGAAAAGCUCAAACAAGAAGAAGAAUACAGCGCGCGGCAGUGAAGCAAAUAAAACCAAAGAGAAAGCAGUAUCUGAGAUCCCAGAGACAGUAAAGGAAGAGAUUACUCAAGUUAAUGAUGUGAAGCCUAACGAAGUAGUUGGAGAGCAGACUCCUGUUGCGGAGGAGCCAAGAGCAAUUAAGGAAAAGGCUUCAGAGAAAGCCAAGCCUACAGUAACUAGGAAGCCCGCUGUAAAACCACCUGUUAAAGCCCCUACUAAGGCGACGAAACCCAAACCGAAACCAACGAAGACUACAACAAAGAAACCAGCAACAAACAAGACCAAGAAUAAGACUAAGACUUCGGAGAAGAGCAAGCCAAGGGCAAAGGGAACGUUAUACGGCCUGUCAUCUUUGAGGAGGACUGGAGAUGUAUCAGUUAGCAUCAUGGCUGACCACACGACUGUCAAGAGUAACUUUGCUGUUGGACCACUGAUACUCAGAGUCGAGAAAGAGGUUGGCCGUGGAGCUAAAAAAGACAUCCGAUCAGCCACAGCAACUACAGCUGAGAUGCUGGGAAAAUUAACUCUGAGAGUAAACAACCAAGGCGUCGCUACUCUGCAUACCAUUAAGGUUCUGCAGCCUAAACAGGUUCGAGUGGAUAGCAACAAUGAACGUACCAGGGAACUUGUAUGGCAACGCAGCGCAAGAAUAGCACAUGUCGUCUCAGAGAAACUUCUCUCUGCAUCCAAACCAAUGUUCCACCAACAAACCGUCGUCAAGCAAUGAAUUUUAGACAUUAUUACAAUGUUAUAGAGCACAAUUUAGCUUUAUAGCAAGGGUUAGGGUGAUGGGAAGUUGUACUAAGAUAUUGCAUUUAAGAAGCCGACUCGUCAGACGCGUAGAUUUAAAAAAAAAACGAUUUAUACACUACAGAUUUUUC